This is a messenger RNA of Camelina sativa (false flax), 1049 nucleotides long. The record is from RefSeq and is a predicted model, not a curated record. Lineage: Eukaryota; Viridiplantae; Streptophyta; Magnoliopsida; Brassicales; Brassicaceae.
AAGAGUCCAUGGAAGGGUUCUGGAUGAUACUUUUGUUCAGUUUCUAUUCCAAUCUGAGGUGGAUCUUAUUUCAGUUCAAAGAAGGGAACCAUGGAUAUUCAACAAUUGGUUUGUGGCUUUUCAGAGGUGGGAGGACCUUCCUGACUUUGAUUUCCUCACAACAAUAGAUAUAUGGGUUCAGAUGAGAGGAAUCCCUCUUCCUUAUGUUUGUGAAGAAACUGUAACACAAAUAGCUGAAGCGCUUGGUGAAGUGGUGGAAUUGGACUUUCAUGAUGCUAUUACUACUCAGGUAGCUUAUAUCAGAAUCAGAAUUAGAUUUGCCAUAACUGAUCGUCUAAGGUUCUUCCGAAGAGUUAGGUUUGAUUCUGGGGAGACUACAGUAAUCAGGUUUCAGUAUGAACGUCUAAGAAGAUUUUGUAGCAGGUGUUUGAGGUUCACUCAUCUCAGGAACUAUUGUCCUUUUCUCCAACCUCUACCUGUCACAAACACUGGUACUGCAGAUAAUUUGACUGAUGGGAGAGAAAGAUUUGCGUUGCAUGAUGAGCUCCAUAGGUCAGACAUGAAUUUGCAAGCUCAUAAUUCUGAUGAUUCCCUUCCGGUACCUAUCCGUCCACCUCCAAGAGUUGAUACGCCACCUCUGAACCCAGAUGAGAUUGCAGCUGCAAGUCCUUAUUUUCAUCCUUCAAGAGAUGAAAAGUUUCUGAAUUUUGCUGUACCAAUUCCUCAGACUCCUUGGAGACGCAAUCAAACAUCAAUAGGCUCUAAUAUAACUCCAAUAAGUGAGUAUGAGAUAACUUCCAGAGAUGCAAGGAAGUUUGAAGUUGGAGAAUGUUCCAGAAGACAUGAUGAAGAUGAAUCUGGUAAGAAUUAUGAAAUGGAAGAGGAUUUAAAGCGCAAAAUCUCAGCAGUUGAUAAGAAUGAGGAAGAACGAAGGAAGCAAAAGCAAAAGGUUCAUGAGCAUAAUGAGGGAGGGAUUCUGAAACCUCCAAAGAAACGUUAAAGCUUUGACACUCUACUGAUUCUGUCAACAAUUUUUUGGAAAUGUUGCU